ACGUCACUUCCGUCUGAGUAAUUCAUUCUCGCAGUUGGAGGAGGAGCCAGAGAAUUUCCUUUUUCGGUAAUAAGUGAAGUUAGUUUCUGUGGUGUGACGGUUCGUGGUAUUUGAGGUUUAGUAGCUAGCAGAGAAGAGUGCAUGGUGUUAUUUUACAUGCCAUUGUAAGUUGGAAGAUUAUAUUUAUAUGAGCCAGGAGCAAGUCACAAUGCGUGCAUGGUUCCUGUUAUUUCUGUUGGUUCCUUUAGUUCUAACACAAGGGGAGAAGAAACAUAGUAUUCAGGAUCCUUGUGCUCCCAAAACAACAUGUCAUGAAUGUAUUCAGACACCCACAUGUGCUUGGUGCUCUGAACCUUGGGAUAUGACAGAUCGGCAAUAUCUGGAGCGGAAACGUUGCUUCCUACCAAGUAUUAAUGUGGAUCAACAGUUCCAAUGUAGUGCUGCUUUCAUUGUGAACCCAAGCAACAAUUACACGCUUCUCCAGUACAAUGCUCUUACCAAUGCAAGUGCAAGCAGGAAGAUAUCUCAAAGUAGCUAUAAUCAUACCAGCAGCUACUGGUCAAGCCAUGAAGCUGUACAGAUCUAUCCUCAGCGAGUUUCACUCAAGCUAAGGAUCAAUGAGGCAUUUAGAUUCACUGUCAGCUAUUCACAAGCCCAAGAUUAUCCAGUGGAUUUGUACUACCUCAUGGAUUUGUCAAAGUCAAUGGAGGAUGAUAAGGAGAAGCUGUCUGUUCUUGGAGAUCUUCUUGUUGAGAGUAUGCAGAAAAUAACAUCUGACUUCAGACUUGGAUUUGGGAGCUUUGUGGACAAAGUUGUUAUGCCAUAUGUCAGCACUGUUCCAAAAAAACUAGCAGAGCCCUGCACUGGUUGUGAGGCCCCAUAUGGAUUCCGAAACCACAUGUCUCUCAGUGGCAAUGUGCAUGGAUUUUCUGGUGAAGUACGGCGUGCAGCAGUGUCUGGCAAUUUAGAUGCUCCUGAAGGCGGUUUUGAUGCUAUUAUGCAGGCUGUGGUCUGUAGAGAGAAAAUUGGCUGGAGAGAGAAAGCAAGGAGAUUAUUGGUCUUCUCAACUGAUGCUGGUUUUCACUAUGCUGGAGAUGGAAAGCUUGGUGGUAUUGUUAAGCCAAAUGAUGGAGAGUGCCAUCUGGAUACAGGCGGAGAGUACACUCACUCAACGCUACAGGAUUAUCCAUCAAUAUCACAAGUGAACCUCAAGGUUCGUCAGAAUGCUAUCAAUGUGAUCUUUGCUGUGACAUCUGAACAGAUCAGUGUUUAUGAUCGGCUCAAGGAUAAUGUUGAAGGAGCCUCAUCAGGAAUGCUGUCAAAUGACUCUUCCAAUGUAGUGGACCUCGUGCGAGAGCAGUAUGAUAAAAUUUCUUCCUCUGUUGAGAUGAAGGAUAAUGCAACGACAGAUGCAGUUAAGGUGACGUACUAUUCUGCCUGCAAAGGAAGUGGGCCCGCUAUUCAGACAAACAAGUGUGAUGGCCUGAAGGUUGGUGAUGUUGUCAAGUUUGAGGCAGAGGUGGAGGUUACGAAUUGUCCAUCAGAUCCUAGGAAAUGGAAGCAGAUCUUCAAAAUCUAUCCAGUUGGAAUUAAUGAAUCUCUCAUAGUCGAUCUGGAAAUGCUUUGUAGCUGUCCUUGUGAAGAGGAAGGUGAUCAAUGGUUUAUAAGAAAAGCUGAGCAGUGCUCAAAGUUUGGCACAUACAAGUGUGGCAUUUGUGAGUGUGAUAAGACACAUUUUGGACGAACCUGUGAAUGUGAUAGUGAUAAUAUUCAUGGAGCCCCUGGACUCCCUGUGGGUGGUUGCCGACUCGACAACACAUCUGUGGUUGACUGUUCAGGGCGAGGCACCUGCGUAUGUGGAGUAUGUGAAUGUGAGACAAGAGAGAACCCUGAGGAGGUGAUCUCAGGCCAGUAUUGUGAGUGUGACAACUUCUCCUGUGAUUAUGCCAAUGGAUUGUUGUGUUCUGGUCCAGAUCAUGGCACUUGUGUGUGUGGCAAAUGUCAGUGCAAGCCAGACUGGACAGGUGAAGCAUGUGAUUGUCGAGCUUCUAGCAUCACCUGUAUCCCACCAGGCGGUGGAGAAAUUUGCUCAGGCAAUGGAGACUGCAAAUGUGGGGCUUGUGAGUGUUAUGAAGGGAAAGAAGGACGUUACACAGGAAAAUUCUGUGAGAAGCUUCCAAGCACCUCUGGAAGAUGCCUGGAAUUUAAAGAUUGUGUACAAUGCCAGAUGUACAAGACGGGGUCUCUCACUGCAGAGGAAUGUUUAGGCAAUUGUACUUUCACACCUAGCUCUGUUGAUGUCAUAGAAGUUCAUGAGGAGGCUGGAGAAGUACUAUGUGCUUAUUUUGAUGAAGAGGACUGCCUUUUUGCAUAUGUGUACACUUACUCUGAUAAUAAUACUCUCAUAGUAAGAGCACAGGAAGAGCGGGAAUGUCCCCCGGAAAUCCAUGUUCUUGGUAUUGUAUUGGGAGUCAUUGGAGCCAUUGUUCUGAUUGGGUUGGCCCUGUUGCUACUGUGGAAACUAUUGACAACUAUUCACGAUCGCCGUGAAUUUGCGAAAUUUGAAAAGGAGCGCAUGAUGGCCAAGUGGGACACAGGUGAAAAUCCAAUUUACAAGCAAGCAACUUCCACCUUCAAGAACCCAACAUAUGCUGGAAAGUCGUGUUAACAGUCUGAAGAAUUUAACCCUUUUACUUCCAGGUGCAUACGCUGAGUCUCAAAAAUCAGUUUGUUUGACUCAUAAAAAGUAGCUGUAAAUUCAGUUCUAAACAUGAGUGAGAAAUAAUGAAAAUGAUAUAUAUAUAUACCAUAUAAUGGUGCUAUGUCAAAUAUAGUUUCAAACACAAACUGAGUAAGCUUUGUAUAUGUAGAAUAUUUUAUGAUGUAUGGCUUUUAAGCCAGUUCUGAUGGUUGGCAAAUUGAGGACUUUCUUAUGUAGGCACUUAGGAAUGAUGAGGGUUAAAGCAGCUCCUUAGGCUGUGAAAAGCAGUGCAGGAACGUAUUGCAGGCUGUAACAAUACAUUUAAAGAAUCACAAUGAAUAAGUAGGCACAUGAAAUAGUAUGCCAUAAGUGUUGACGGUUCCAUGUUUGUGAUGAUACAACUACUUACAGUCAGGUACAGGUAGGAGCGCUACUUUUACCCACUAUAUAGUUCUUCUGACCACUUCUAACAGUGCAAGUCAGUGUUCUUUCAUGUCAGUCAGAAGCUUCAUGUUAGUGCUAAGGGUGACAGUGUCAUGUCCUCUCAUAGCACCACUGCCGUUUCUAACACCACGUUGACUGUUUGCCAGUUAUAGUGUAUGCGUAGCCUCCAGACACUAUUUAAGAAAAACAUCUUUUUACAAAGAAGAAAUCACAACUCGUAAACUAAUCCACUUGUCUAGAGAAGUUAAAUGCUGGAGUGUACAGGAAUAUUCACAUUUAUGCAGUCACUAGCUUGCUUUCUCUAUUACUGAAACUUAAUCUGUCUCUUUUUGUACCUAAAACUUUGUCACUGAUAAUAAUUUUACUGCUUACUACUUUAUUUAAGUACUGUCAUAAUUAAUCUUCAUCCAUGUUGAAAUGACUUGUAAGUAAUUCAUUCUUUAAUUUGUUGAAGGUAUGAUAAAAUUUAUUGAUUCUGUCUGUCAUUAUCCCUCAAUUUAAUUUCAUUAUUCAUGGUCUUGUAUGUAAUAUAGAUAAGAGUUAUUAGAACUACUCAAGAGUUUGUUGUAUAUACAGCAGUGCAAUCUUUGGGAAUAAUCCGUGUAGGAUGUUGUAAAUUUCCUGUAACCACAAACAUUGUAGUUGCCUUCUUCAGGAAGAAUAUUCAUAGGGAGGUUUAGAAGCCUGGCAGAGGGCAGUCAGUGGGAGAUCAUGGCAUGAUCGGACGAAGUAGAGGAGUGGGAUGCUAUCCAGUAGGUAGCGGUUGUAUGGUUGAGGAAAAGCUAUGAUAAAGGAGAUGGUGAGGAAGAAAUGUUUAGCAAUUGUAUUAUGAGGAAAAGGGGUGAAGAAAAAUUUUAGGGACCACAUGGUUAGGAGAAGAGGUGGUGCAAUAGUUUCAUUGACUCUGAUUAAGAAAGGAUGUAGUAAAGUUUGAUUUGUUUGUUGAUGUAGUAAAAUUUUUUUUUGUGACAGUGUGGUUAAGAAAAGUUGUGAUGAAGGAAGUGUUAGCAGCUGUAUGGUUAGGAGGAGAAUGAUGAAUGAUGUUUAGGAAAAGUUUUCAUGGUCGUGUGGAUAGGAAAGAAGAAGAAGAUUAAAUGUUAAUGACCAUCUGAUUAAGGGAGUCAAUGGAAAAGAUUUUGGUGAACACAGAAAAAGUGGAAAUGUUUCAAGAUUUUACAUGGCUUAGUCUUAGAAGCUGAAAUUAUAUGUUCAACUUCAGCCAGGAAAAUGUAAGGACAAGAACCUGUACAUUACUAACAGUAAUGUGAAAGGUAUAGAAAGCUUUCAUUAGCGAAGGACAUAAUUUUCUGAUGGUGGUUUGAAAGUGAAAACUGAAGAAUGAUUUUAUAUGUAGAUGGUCCAUGAAAUGCUGUUAACACUUCCUAGCACAUACUUCAGCCAGUAAAACAGUGGAAGAUGGUGCCAUGUUUGAGCCUGGCAUGCUUUAUAACAUUACAUUUUGUAUUGCAAUUGUUACAGCCUGUAUACACAGUUUAGCUUUGUUUUUGUCAAUAUACAACUAUUUUUAUAUAUUUUUAACAAUAUAAUUUAUUUUAAAUGCUUUAACUCAUCACCUUGCUAAUAAAGACCACAUGUCAGGAACUUUGGUAAGUCUAUAACAAAGAGUACAUAAUUCUGUACCAGCAGACAAGAAUAUGUACAUUUUGUUGUUCUGAAACAGCUAGGAGAGGUCGCAGUCUUGCAUACAUUUCUGGGGGUUUGGCCAUUGCUAAAAGGAGAGUGGACUGUCUUUUUCUUUUUGUGGCAAAUUAACUAUAGAAUCUCCUUUGUGGAUUAGAAGAAGCAUUGUAGAGAUGCAGUGGGUGGAACAACCAGUAUGUAUUGGGUUAACUUAGAUCUUGAAUUUCUAUGAUUUCCUUUAGCCACGUUCUUGGUCAGAAAGCAUGGCAUGUCUGUGCUGAGCUGGAGGAUGUUAACAUGUAAGAUUUGAGGCUUUCACGGCGGUGACUAUGAAGAAAGCAGUCUUCUGGGAUUUGGCACCAUGUA
Messenger RNA from Cryptotermes secundus, 5152 nucleotides. It is a transcript of the gene mys, whose product is annotated as integrin beta-PS. The transcript has 14 exons. Gene Ontology annotation, molecular function: integrin binding. The record is from RefSeq and is a predicted model, not a curated record. Bases 188 to 2668 code for a protein of 826 amino acids. Lineage: Eukaryota; Metazoa; Arthropoda; Insecta; Blattodea; Kalotermitidae. Gene Ontology annotation, biological process: cell-matrix adhesion; cell migration; cell adhesion mediated by integrin. Gene Ontology annotation, cellular component: focal adhesion; integrin complex; cell surface.